AACUACAUCCACGUGACCAUCCGCCACUUUUUUGGCUGAAAAUCAGCGUCAGACUUAAACUCCUGCCUUUAUGAUUUUCUCAUCACAUGGAGGGAAAUACAACUCUCGACACCGAUAAACUUCCAUUUCUGUGGUGACAGUUAUAGCCAUUUAAUGACCUCCUGAUACAAAGUGAGUCGCCCAGUAAAUCCCUGACAACCUGUUUACUCGCCAGACGUCACACCGACAAGCACGCGCGCUACAUUCAGUGCGAUCAAUGGCGGAAACGCUCACCGAGGCUCAAGCUGAUGCGGGCAUAAAAUUAAUGAGGACACUCGUUUGUGGGCAAAACGGGAGAGACUCUGCAGACUGAUUAACCUGGUCUGUUCGUGCUGGUCAACGGUGGAAUUAUUCUCCUGUUCAGACGUUGAGACGUCCUCAGAAACUGCUACCAACUGCCUUCACUGUCGCCGAGAUCUCACCUGGAAGUCUUCUCAGCAUGUUCAUUGUUUUUCUUUCUUCUGGUGCACCAUCUACGCUGGAAAGAUUUCAGAAGAAGAAAUGAACCCUGUUUACUGGAGCAACCUCGCCCACAAGGAGCUGCAGCAGGCUCUCAGUCACCAGCCUGUGGUCAGACGGGCCAAGAAUGUCAUCCUCUUUGUUGGCGAUGGCAUGGGCGUGUCCACGGUGACUGCCGCCCGUAUCUACAAGGGACAGUUGCGGAACCGCACAGGAGAGGAGGGCCUCCUUUUCUUUGAAACAUUCCCCAACAUCGGCAUGGCGAAAACUUACAACGUGGACAAGCAGACACCCGACUCGGCAGGCACGGCAACGGCCUUCCUGUGUGGAGUGAAGAGCAACUAUGGCGUCAUUGGACUGGACGCCAGCGUGCAGAGAGGCAACUGUACAGCACAGAAAGGUCACGAGCUGACCUCCGUCAUGGACUGGUCACUCAAAGCAGGCAAGGCCGUGGGUAUAGUGACCACUACCCGCAUCACUCACGCCACCCCAGCAGCAGCCUACGCUCACGUGGCGGACCGAGCCUGGGAGGGCGACAGGGACAUGCCGGCCACCGCCGCCAGCCAGGGCUGCAAGGAUGUGGCGCUGCAGCUCAUCGAAGACAACCCCGACAUCAAAGUGAUUUUGGGUGGUGGUAGACAGUACUUCAUGCCGGCAGGCACCCCAGACCCAGAGACAGGCACACCAGAGGCCAGCAGUAGGCCAGACGGCAGGGAUCUCAUACAGGAGUGGCUAAAGGACAAAGCAGAGCGGAGAUUGAAGGGUCAGUAUGUGUGGAACGCAUCCUCAUUCUACGAUGUUGAUGUCGACAAUACUGACUAUCUUCUUGGCCUGUUUGAAGCAAGUCACAUGAACUACGAGUAUUUCCGGGUCGCCGCGCACGACCCCGCACAAGAUGAGGCUGGUGAACCUUCUCUAGCGGAGAUGACCGUCAAAGCUUUGCGCAUCCUUCAGAAAGAACCCCGUGGCUACUUCCUGUUUGUCGAGGGCGGGAGAAUCGACCACGCCCACCACGGCAACAGAGCCAAACUGUCGUUAGCCGACGCCGUGGCGUUCGACCAUGCGGUGCAAGCGGCAGCGGAAAUGACGCAAGCUGAUGACACCCUCAUCGUCGUCACCGCCGACCACUCACACGCUUUUAUCAUCGCCGGCUACCCAAGCCGUGGAAACUCUAUAACAGGAGAAGAAGAUGUGAGUCUGGGCUCUGACCGGUUGCCGUAUACCACUUUGCUGUAUGGUAACGGCCCCGGGUACGCUGUCUACCAGAAUGGAAGCAGAGAGGACGUCAGCCAGCCUCAUGUCGACGUGGAGGACGUGUACUAUCGGCAGCAAGCGGCAGUACCACUCAGCUCUGAAACUCACGCUGGCGAAGACGUACCAAUAUAUGCUUCUGGACCAAUGGGCCAUCUGUUCCACGCCACGCAUGAGCAGCACUACAUCGCGCAUGUCAUUGCUUACGCCUCCUGCGUAGGAAUAUAUGCAAAUGAGGCGGAGUGUAGAGACAUUUCGAGCAGCGCUGGUCAGUGGACAGGAACGACUUUGAGAAAAAGAGUGAUUUUGUUUUGUGUUGUAGCAGUGUGGUACUUGGUGCACAGGUCUACGUAAUAUAUGAUGGUCUGUUUGAUA
Messenger RNA from Pomacea canaliculata, 2124 nucleotides. Its product is annotated as alkaline phosphatase-like. The record is from RefSeq and is a predicted model, not a curated record. The transcript is spliced from 11 exons. Gene Ontology annotation, molecular function: alkaline phosphatase activity. Gene Ontology annotation, biological process: dephosphorylation. Lineage: Eukaryota; Metazoa; Mollusca; Gastropoda; Architaenioglossa; Ampullariidae. Bases 541 to 2103 code for a protein of 520 amino acids.